Molecule: messenger RNA, 1087 nt
Organism: Prunus avium (sweet cherry)
Lineage: Eukaryota; Viridiplantae; Streptophyta; Magnoliopsida; Rosales; Rosaceae
Product: putative pectinesterase 11
Biological process (GO): cell wall modification; pectin catabolic process
Molecular function (GO): pectinesterase activity
Source: RefSeq, a predicted model, not a curated record
CUCGCUCAAUAACUCUCAAGUAAAAAUCUCCUGCUGCCGGCUUACUUCUUCUAUCACUGGCCGUGGAAAUUCCUUAUAUAGUCUCUAAUGGCGACCACGAUGAUGAUCAAGUGCUUCUUUGCCAUAAUAUUGCAUGCUUUUGUGGCUUUUUCUCAAGCAGAAGCAGACACAACCCAGGGGUCAACAGCAAUUCUCAUCACGGUUGAUCAGUCGGGCAAAGGAGAUUACAAGAAAAUACAAGAUGCCAUUGAUGCCGUGCCGAUUAAUAACGUGGAUCUUGUGUUUAUUAGGGUUAGGCCUGGAGUGUACGAAGAAAAAAUUAGUGUGCCCGCUGACAAACCCUUCAUUACAGUAAGUGGCACCAAGGCAAACGACACCAUAAUAACAUGGAACGACGGUGGAGAUAUAUUUGAAUCUCCAACUUUCUCUGUUUUGGCUUCUGAUUUUAUAGGCCGGUAUCUCACAAUUCAGAACACUUAUGGAGCGGUUGGCAAAGCAGUGGCGCUAAGGGUGUCGGGAGAUAGAGCAGCAUUUUAUGGGUGCAGAAUAUUGUCUUAUCAGGACACCCUACUUGACGAUACCGGCAGACACUACUACAACAGCUGUUAUAUUGAAGGAGCUACUGAUUUUAUAUGUGGAAAUGCUGCUUCUUUUUUUGAGAGGUGUCAUUUGCAUUCAAUUUCGGGAGGAGCAGGAGCCAUAACAGCUCAACGAAGGAUGUCCCCUUCGGAGGACACAGGGUUCACCUUCUUCAGCUGCAAAAUCAGUGGCGUCAAAACGGCAGUGUUAGGAAGACCGUGGGGUGGCUAUUCAAGAGUCGUCUUUGCCUUCACUUACAUGUCCAAUGCCAUACUUCCACAAGGUUGGGACGACUGGGGAAACUCACUCGACCAAAGUACGGUUUACUAUGGGCAAUAUAGAUGUUCUGGAGCUGGAGCUGCAACAUCAAAAAGAGUUGAAUGGGCACGUAACCUUACGAGUGAAGAAGCUGCACCCUUCUUAACCAAGGACUCCAUCGAUGGCAAAGCUUGGAUAAGAUCAGCCCCAACCAGCUUCAAGAAGAAAGCAUUUUCUACUAAGACUUAAU